This is a messenger RNA of Nicotiana tabacum (common tobacco), 2493 nucleotides long. RefSeq lists its product as uncharacterized. The record is from RefSeq and is a predicted model, not a curated record. NCBI's taxonomy places the organism in Eukaryota, Viridiplantae, Streptophyta, Magnoliopsida, Solanales, Solanaceae.
AUGGUUAAGGAUCUCGGUCUUGAUUAUGAAAAAAUCGAUGCAUGUCCUAAUGAUUGCAUGCUAAUUAGGAAUGAACAUAAGGCUGAUGAAUAUGGUCAUGUUUGUGGAGCUUCCAGAUAUAUUAAAUAUCCUAAAGCAGAUAGUGAGGUUGAGUGUUCUAAAAAAGCUCAUCGCGUUUCAGCAAAAACUUUGAGACACUUUCCAUUAAUUCCUAAACUCAAAAGGCUAUUCAUGUGCUCAAAGACAGCGGAAACAUUAAGGUGGCAUGACGUGGAGCGUUCUAAAGAUGGAAAGUUAAGGCAUCCUGCUGAUGCCCAAGCAUGGAAAGACUUUGAUAGUUUUCAUCUGAAUUUUGCAAGAGAUUCUCGCAAUUUGAGACUUGGCUUGGCAAGUGAUGGGUUCAAUCCAUUUCGAACCAUGAGAAUAUCUCAUAGCACAUGGCUAGUUAUCUUAAUGGUGUAUAAUUUGCCUCCUUGGAUGUGCAUGAAGCCAGAAUAUUGUAUGCUUUCUUUGCUUAUACCUAGGCCGCGGUCACCUGUAAAUGACAUUGAUAUUUAUUUACAACCAUUAAUAGAAAAGUUAAACGUGUUGUGGGAGUCUGGGGUUGAAACAUAUGAUGCUUCAAGAAAUCAAACCUUUCAAAUGCGAGCAGCUCUUUUGUGGACAAUUAGUGACUUCCCUGCAUAUGCUAUGUUAUCUGGUUGGAGUUCAAAAGGGAAGUUGGCUUGCCCUUAUUGUAAUUAUGGCACUAAUUCUCGCUAUCUUAAACAUAGUCGAAAAAUGUGUUAUAUGGAUCAUCAUGUUUUUCUACCAAUGGAUCAUCCAUGGAGAUCCAACAAAAGGUCUUUCAAUGGGAAAACAGAAUUUAAGCCUCCUCCGCCUUUGUUAAAGGGAACUGAUGUGCUUAAUGACUUACAAAUUAUUAAUAAUGUCUUUGGGAAAAAGAGGAAGAGAACAAAUGAUGGCCCAUGGAAGAAAAAGUCAAUUUUUUUUGAAUUACCUUAUUUGCAGCACAAUUCAUUAUGUCAUAAUCUUGACGUAAUGCAUAUAGAGAAAAAUAUAGUUGAUAACGUAAUUGGAACUCUUUUGGAUAUUCCUGGCAAGACAAAAGAUCAUGUAAAUGCUCGUUAUAAUCUAAAAGAGAUGGGCAUUAGAAAGAACCUUCAACCAAAAGAUACAAAGGAUGGCAAGAGAACAAAGCAUGCAAAAGCGUGCUUCUCAAUGGCUAAUGGAGAGAAAUCAGUUUUUUGUGGUGUUCUAAAGACAACAAAGCUACCUGAUGGUAGUGCUUCCAAUAUAUCUAGGUGUGUGCAACUAGACGAAAGAAAAUUAUCUGGUUAUAAGACGCAUGAUGCCCAUUUCAUGUUACAUUACUUGUUGCCAAUACCAAUUAAAAGCAUCUUUCCUGGUCAUGUUGCUAUUCCUUUGAUUCGUCUAAGCUCCUUCUUCCGCCGUUUAAGUCAAAACGUUAUCACACUAGAAGAUCUAAAUUGUUUGGAGAUAGAUAUUAGAGAAACAUUGAAUCAAUUGGAGCGAUUUUUUCCUCCAACAUUUUUUGAUAUAAUGAUUCAUUUGCCUAUUCAUUUGGCAAAUGAAGUAAGAUUAGGAGGUCUCGUUCAGAAUCGAUGGAUGUAUCCUCCUGAAAGAUAUAUGUGCACGUUAAAAUCAUAUGUUCGCAACAAAAAUCAUCCAGAAGGAUCUAUUGCUGAAGCAUACUUGGUUGAAGAGUGUUUGACUUUGUGCUCUAGAUACUUACAUGGGGGUGUGCAAACCAGAUUUAAUAGAAGACCCCGAAAUAAUGAUGAAUGUGGUUAUGAUACACAAACUUUCAGUUUGUUCCCUAAAAGAUGCUUCCCUUUAGGAGCCAAAAAGAGUGAUCCAAUUGUUUUAGAUGGCAAGUCACUAUGCCAGGCACAUGCAUACGUAUUGAAUAAUUGUGAUGAAGUUCAAGAAUAUAUCAGAGAACAUGAGGUGGAGGUUAAUAAUCAUAGGCGAGGAUCUAGAUGGAGCAAGGCCAAAAAUCAUAGUCAAAACUUCUCUCAAUGGUUUGAAACUCGUGUAUUGCAUGAGGAUGUGUCCGAUCUGAUAAAACAUUUAUCCAUAGGACCAAAUUCAAUUGCCAAAAGAUAUUAUGGUUAUCUCAUUAAUGGAUAUAGAUUCCAUACGAGGCAGCGUGAUGCAAAGCGUAAAACGCAAAAUAGUGGUGUUACAUUAGAUGCCCUAACGACAAGCUUUGCAAGCUCAAAGGAUAAAAAUCUAGUUGAUGAAAAUUUGACUUAUUAUGGCAGAAUAAUUGAUAUAGUUGAGUUAGACUACUAUGGCCAUUUUAAGGUUUUAUUAUUUAAGUGUGACUGGUAUGAGGUUGAAGAGGAUAUUUAUGGCCUUACUUAUGUCUACUUCAAUAAGAAAUACUAUCAGAGAAGAAAAGAGUUCGAGGGCAAACGACAUGUAAGAAUAUUCAUGCAAGAAGUUCUGAAGAAAGAGAGGAGGUGA